Hemisphaericaspora subhashii is the source of this 3147-nucleotide messenger RNA. RefSeq lists its product as uncharacterized. Bases 1 to 3147 code for a protein of 1048 amino acids. The record is from RefSeq and is a predicted model, not a curated record. The transcript has a single exon. Lineage: Eukaryota; Fungi; Ascomycota; Pichiomycetes; Serinales; Debaryomycetaceae.
AUGAACGGUACGGAGUACAUCAAACCUGGCGAAAAGCCAAAGACAACCCCAUCUCAUCUCGUAUUAGGAGGGUUGUCAAUCCUGCCUUCUACAAUUCCAUCUGGUCCUGCUGCUGCUAAAAACCAAAAUGGAAACAAUGUUGAUAAAUCAAAUGCCAAUGGCAAUUCAAAUACCAAUCCAUCUCCUACUAAACCUGUUGCAGUCAACACUACAACUGCAACAGCAACUACUACUACUAAGGCUCCUGCAAAUUCAACUUCUGCCUCUGUUUCCCCUGCAACCCCAAGUUUACCAACGGGUCCAGCAGCACUCUCUUCUUCUUCUUCUUCGUCUGAAAAUGCAGCCAAGCCUUCCCCAGAGUCCCCAGCAAAAGCUAACGUAUCCCAAAAUACCAGUACCAAUACUGCUACUUCCAACAACAACAACAGCAGUAACAAUAUAAACGGUGGUGAUACUCAAAGAACAAAUUCUUUAAACAUAUCACAAUUAUAUCCAAUCUGGAAAAAUGAUAUUAAUCUGACUUUAGUCCCAGCUUAUGCUCUGGUUGCUGUCCCCAAAUCACUUGAUUCUAAUGACUGGUCCAAUUAUAUCCAAGUUGGUCUUAAACAUUUCCGUGGUUGUGAAGCUUUCUUUAGAGACCCGGAAAAUUUCCAAAUGAGAGAACGUUGUGUUCUUAACCUUUAUAUUACUAAUGAUUCUGGCCAUAUCGAGGAUUAUCGUGAAUUACUUUGGUUAUUAGAUGACAUGUUUAUUACCCAUUUGGAUACUGUUAGUUCUCAGUUUAUUAACCAUGUUGAAUCACAAUUGGGUAAAACUGGUGAACGAAUUAGAAUGAAACAAGUUUUGGAAUUCCUUGAUCAAGGUGCUACAUUAGCUGCUGAAGCUACUAUUGAAACAAAAUUAAUUUCAUUUUGGCUGAAUUUUGAAACGAAAUUAAAUUCCCCCGUGGCAGUAUUAGAUUAUUUUGCUGAUUGUGAACAUUCUAAAAAAGAUGAUGUCGAUCUUUUUUUGGAUAAUAUUCUUCCAUUCCCCAUGAAAAUUGUCUUUAGAAGUUUUAAAGGAAGAUCUCACUUGCCUAGUCAAAAAGCCUUUUGUAGAGUCCUUGCUCGUGAAUAUAACAAAUAUAAGGAUAAACCAAAAGAAUAUCGUCCAAUUACUUUCCGAUUAUUAAGAAAACAAAUCAAAAUCAAUCCUGAUCCAAUCAUGCCCGCUAUGUCAUUCUCAUCCAAUUCAUACAGUUCUACCGGAACCGUCCCACCAAAUACAUAUGUUCGUCCAGCACUUGCUGCAUUACCAGCACCACAUGCCCCAUCUGGCCCCACCUCCACCUCCACCUAUUCUAAUUCCCAUCAGAAAUCGUCUGUUUCUUCUUCGUUUAGUUCCAAUCCAGUUUCAAACAUUAGACAAACCGACAGUUAUCGUACCACCACCACCACACCAACCAGACCCGCACAUCAUAGCCAACAACAACAACAACCACCAAUGUCGGGUCCAGUGGGGUUUACGACUCCUGCAAACAGAUAUUCUGAAGGCGAAAUCAUCAGUAGACCAAGUGCUCCUGCUAGACGUAUUAGUGUCGAUUCCAGGGCACCACCAAUGCGUGAUGUAAAUGAUAAUUUCGACAGUAGAGCUGGUGGAGGGAGAACAAUUGGUGGAAGACAAGAUGUUGUGGCUGCUACUACUACUACCACUUCUCAUACAACAACCACGGGGAAAGAAUAUGAUAGUUAUAAACCAGGACAUCAACAACAUUCUGAUAUUGGUGGUGGUGGUUAUAAUAAUAAUGCUAAUUCUAGACCAAGUGAUCCUAGAUCAAGAAUGGGUGAAUCUGGUCCAAGGUCUGACCAAUCCCAACAACACCAACACCAACAACAGCCUAGACGUGAUAGUGCUGCUAGUGGUGGUGGGUAUAGACAUGAAGAUAGGACUUAUGACUCGAGAUUGAAUGAGAAUAGAAAUGAAAAGUCAUAUCAUGAGAGUAGAUUAGGCGAUAAUAGAUCCUCUCAUGGUGGUCAUAAAUCGAAUGAUAAUAGAAUCCAUGAGGUCAACAGAUCCAACGAUAAUAGAUCAAAUGAUAACAGAACCAAUGAUGGUAGAUCGCACGGCGGUAAUAAAUCGAAUGAUAGCAGAGUCCAUGAAGUUACCAGAUCCAAUGACAAUAGAUCACAUGUCAACCAAUCAACUGAUAACAGAUCUCAUGACGCGAACAGAUCCAAUAUCAACAAAAGAGACUUCCAACAACAACCACCAUCCAACGAACGUAAACAACAAAGAUCAGAAGACAGAAUCAUCGACGAAAGACCACCAAAACGUCAAAACAUCGACACUUCCUCAACCGCAACACCAAGAAGAAAUUCCACCUUCAACAACACCCCACAAAAACCAAAUAACAACAAUAAUGACAAUAGAAACUCAACGUUUGUCAUCCCCAACGGAACCAAAAACCCCAAUAAUACACCCAUCACAGGCACCCUAGCUGAUCGUAUUGCCAGAGUAUCCAAAGACAAAAUCGAUCCCCCAAUUACCAACACUAGUACAACCCCAAAUAGUGGACAACCCGAUCCGUUUAAGUCCGCUCAAGACUUUAUCAAAUUCCAAUUAACAGGAGCAGGCGCAGGCAAGAAGUCCAACAACAACAACAAUAACAAUGAUUCACGUGCUGGUGAGAGUGGAGGAGGAGGACGCCAAGCGGGUGGAAAACGCGAUAACAGUGGUGGUUCUAAUCGAGGCAGUGGUGGUGGCCGUGAUGGUGGGGGGAAUAGAAGUGGAUCCUCACGUGGAGGUGGUGGAGGUGGUGGUGGUCGUGAUAGUAGAAAUGGCGGUUCUGGUGGCGGUGGUGGAAGAAAUGGUGGCGGAGGAGGUGGAAGAGGUGGAGGAAGAAGUGGUAGUGGAGGAAGAAGUGGUGGAGGUGGAAGAAGUGGCGGAGGAGGAGAUAGACGCCGUAGUGGGGGAAAAGGAGGCGAUAAUAGCCGUUCUGGAAGUAGAAGUGGAGGUGGUGGAGGUGGCGGAAAUAGAGGUGGGAUCGACCUACAUGAUCUAAUCAAGAAUGGUGGAAGAUCCAUUCCUCUGGCUCCUAGAGGUGGAGCAUCAGCGCCUUCUGGUCCAAGAAAUGAUAGAAGUACCGAUCGUUAUUUACCAAAUAAUUGA